AUGCGUCAAACACAGUUGUCUGAAUUUUUCCGAGUAACCGGCUCGCCGGGGUCGAUUAAACGCGAGAUUAAACGUAAAUACGGACACUUAACCCCUAAAUCAACCAACAAAAUAAAAGUAACACCCAAAAAAACAGACAGUCCUUCAAAAAUGGACAAGAAGCGUUCGUCAGACUUAUCUCUAAGCCAGGUCCAAAAAAAACUCCGUUUGGACGCCGAAGACUCUGAAAAUGAUUCAAUCAACCUAACUCAGCCGUACGUGCCAAUGGAUUUUGAUCUUGAGAAGAUUUACCGCGAGAAGCAUUUUGACAUUGAGUUUGGCUCCGUGGUGAUGUCCAUGUGCCAGGAAGUGAAGCGUUUGAAGCCCUCGGAGAACAAACACGUCCAACAGCUGUUCUCGGCUUUUUGCAACACUCUGUCUAUGCCGAUCAACUGCGCUUACUUCACCGAAGAGGAGCUUAAUGUCCUCAGACUGAUGAUGGGUCUCAGCGACGAUGCGAAGAUUCUGCUGGCCAGGUUGCUCAAAUGGAAGGACAGCUGGCAUAGAGUUAAGAAAAUUUCUGGGAUGAUAGAGAUGUCAGUAGUGCUAGAUCUCCUCUUAGUAGACGAGCUAAAAAGCAUUUGCAAGCGUAUGAAAGUCCCUCACACCACGGGCAAGCCCAAAAUGAUCCUCGAACUCUUAAAAAUCGACGGAAAAAAGAAGUCCAUGUUCGCCGGAAUGAAGACCCCGAGCGCCGCUUUAAAAAAAGUAAUCGAAGAAACAGUAGGCCCUUGCGUGCGCGUCUCAGUCCAGACCUGGAGCUUGAUAAAGCGCCUGUUAACUCUUUUAUACCCUGUCCAGGCCGCAGACGAGUCUCUAACAGACGUUUUCCGGGUUCUCGACGAGGUAUUCUACGAGCAAAGAGUCUACCCUGACCUUCCCGAAGAGCGGUACCCAAUUUUCCGCAACCGCCAGAGCUUGAUCGAUUAUGUAGAAGCCAAAAGCGCCCUGAUAAAAAUCACUGAUGCUACAAUGAAGAAGAAUUGGGACUUAGUCCGCGAUUUAGGCCAGCUUGCGUUUAACAAACUCGAGCCGGCUUUCAAAUCCCAGACAAAACUGGACGUGCCUUCACAUGUAAGGAGAUUCGAUUCGACUUAUAUCUGGGGCAAGGUCGUCUGGUCUAGCGUCGACGCGUUUAAAAAGGAGAAAGUCGAAGGCAUUGUCACGGCAACUAAAUUCCUUAAAGCUCUUAUUGAAAAUAAAAAUAUCAUCCAGGGAAAAAUCGGUCGCUGGUACGGCGAGCUUGCGAUGAUUGAAAUGAGCCAUAAUAAAGAUCUAGAAGCCAGCGUGGCUCUGACCAACAAGGCGCUGACCGAGGAGCGGCUGUCUCCAGUGGAUGUCGCCGAGAUGCUGGACCGAGCCAGGAACGUCUGGCGGGUCAAGAAUGAAGCCUCCACCGAGCUCAUGAGCGUCGAGAUGGUCGCGAUGAAACACUACAAGGCUAAUGGCUACAACUGCGGUGUUCACUGCGAGGGAAAGUUACCUGUUACUUUAUUCGCUGCUCUGCUUUGGGAUGAAAUUUACGGAAUUUCUGUCCCCGGAGCUUUCGUCUGUCCCUACCAGACUGCUCCGCUGGAUUUGUUUGGCUCCCAAUUUUACCCCAACCGCCGCGAAGCUAUUGAUCAAAAGUUCAGCUACUACGAAGAGCUGGAUGCUGAUAGUCUCAGCGAGAUUAUGUAUGAAAAUUUUAUCACUUACCGGGAAUAUUUUUCACUCAUGAGCAAUAACUUGGUUGAAGAUGGCCAGGAUUUUAAGGACAUUGUAAGAUGUCUAGGAGUCAAAGCGGUAGUUGGGAUUUGUAAGUUGAUGGCGAAGAAUUACUGCCAGUGGAGCGCAGGCUUUCCUGAUUUAAUCGUUUGGAACUCCAGGAAGAAAAGGUGCAGGGUUGUUGAAGUCAAGGGACCUGGAGAUUCAUUGUCUGUAAAACAAAAAUUGUGGAUUAAGAAUUUAAUGGAGCUUGGGGUUAAAACUGAAGUUUGUCUUGUCAAGACUAAUUAA
Molecule: messenger RNA, 2037 nt
Organism: Cotesia congregata
Lineage: Eukaryota; Metazoa; Arthropoda; Insecta; Hymenoptera; Braconidae
Source: the annotation of a GenBank genome assembly